AUGUUUAUGAGACUUGAUGCAUUCUCAAAGAUAUAUUUAAAAAGAAUAGAAUCGAUUAGAUUAGCCAAUAUUGCUUAUGGUAUGAUAUUAUGGAGUCUGGAUCCAAUCGUUUCAACUGUCCAACCAAUUUACUCUUUUAAUGAAACCAAACCAUCAAGAGAAGGAAUGGAAAGAAUGAUGGAACUUUUCGACUACUACGAAAAUACACAACAACCAACUGUCAAUUGGCCAUCAUUGCAAACUCAACAAAUGGAUAAGAACAAUAGUAGAAGGAAAUAA
Cavenderia fasciculata is the source of this 279-nucleotide messenger RNA. RefSeq lists its product as uncharacterized. The record is from RefSeq and is a predicted model, not a curated record. Bases 1 to 279 code for a protein of 92 amino acids. Lineage: Eukaryota; Evosea; Eumycetozoa; Acytosteliales; Cavenderiaceae. The transcript is spliced from 3 exons.